This is a messenger RNA of Cutaneotrichosporon oleaginosum, 569 nucleotides long. RefSeq lists its product as uncharacterized. The record is from RefSeq and is a predicted model, not a curated record. Gene Ontology annotation, biological process: mitochondrial electron transport, cytochrome c to oxygen. NCBI's taxonomy places the organism in Eukaryota, Fungi, Basidiomycota, Tremellomycetes, Trichosporonales, Trichosporonaceae.
CUUUCUGCAACUCUCACUUACUCUCUCACUCAGCCCACCUGCCACCAUGUUCGUCGCCCGCGCUGCCCGCCCCACGCUCGCCGCCGCCCGCCUGCGCGCUGUCCGCUUCGCGCACUUCGAGAACGUCGUCGACCAGACCAUCCCCGGGGGGUCGAAGAACCGCACGAUGUUCACGAUUCGGUUCAUCACGUUCACGGCGGUCGGCUCCGGCCUCCCUUUCAUCGUCUGGAAGUGGCAGGAGUACAAGGCCAGCGGCGGCAGCGCUUAGACUCAAACAGCGAGCGUUGAUACACGAACAGCAGACAUGAGCGCUUAGACACGAACAGCAGGAUAUGAAUAGGCCGCAACUGGUUCAUGAGUGACUGUGGAAGCGGUGUGAGGGACAAACAGUGCGAGGGGUGGGUCCGCACUCUUCGCUCGGCGGCUGGCGACUCGGCAGUUUCGUUCAGGCAUCUCGUUAACCGUACGAUUCGCGCCAUCCGAAGUGCCAGGCUCGGCAUUCGUUCUUGUGGAGUCAGAAUGGGGUUGAGGAGUGAGAAUGCGUGGUAGAGUGGCGUUGCGCCGGGGUC